This is a messenger RNA of Dendrobium catenatum, 1659 nucleotides long. Its product is annotated as tubulin beta chain-like. The record is from RefSeq and is a predicted model, not a curated record. The transcript has 3 exons. Lineage: Eukaryota; Viridiplantae; Streptophyta; Magnoliopsida; Asparagales; Orchidaceae. The coding region runs from base 111 to 1439 and encodes 442 amino acids. Gene Ontology annotation, cellular component: microtubule; cytoplasm. Gene Ontology annotation, molecular function: GTPase activity; GTP binding; structural constituent of cytoskeleton. Gene Ontology annotation, biological process: mitotic cell cycle; microtubule cytoskeleton organization.
UCUCUCCCGGCUCCAAUCUAGGAGUCUGCCUCAUUCUUUUCUCCUCCCUCAUCAGUUGCCGGCCGGAGCCCUAACUUGCAAACCGGAUCUCUUUUGAAGAAGAAGCUGAGAUGAGAGAGAUCCUCCAUAUACAGGGCGGGCAGUGCGGCAACCAGAUCGGGGCCAAGUUCUGGGAGGUGAUCUGCGACGAGCACGGGAUCGACCGCUCCGGAAAAUACAGUGGAGAUUCCGAUCUCCAGCUUGAGCGGGUCAAUGUAUACUACAAUGAGGCCAGCGGUGGGAGGUACGUACCCAGGGCGGUGCUUAUGGACCUUGAGCCGGGGACCAUGGAUUCCUUGAGAUCUGGGCCGUACGGGCAAAUAUUCCGGCCAGAUAACUUUGUGUUUGGACAGUCUGGUGCGGGCAACAAUUGGGCAAAAGGACACUACACAGAGGGCGCUGAGCUCAUCGAUGCUGUUCUGGAUGUGGUGAGGAAGGAGGCCGAGAAUUGCGACUGCUUGCAAGGAUUCCAAGUGUGCCAUUCUCUGGGAGGUGGAACUGGAUCCGGCAUGGGAACCCUUCUAAUCUCUAAGAUUAGGGAGGAAUACCCUGAUCGCAUGAUGUUGACCUUUUCUGUCUUCCCAUCUCCUAAAGUUUCAGACACUGUGGUUGAACCCUACAAUGCAACCCUUUCUGUUCAUCAACUUGUUGAGAACGCUGAUGAAUGCAUGGUGUUGGACAACGAGGCUCUUUAUGAUAUCUGCUUCCGCACGCUAAAGCUUGCAACUCCUUCAUUUGGUGACCUGAAUCAUCUCAUCUCUGCUACAAUGAGUGGUGUUACUUGCUGCCUGAGAUUCCCCGGCCAACUCAACUCUGAUCUCCGCAAGCUCGCCGUCAACCUCAUUCCAUUCCCCCGUCUCCAUUUCUUCAUGGUGGGCUUUGCCCCCUUGACCUCCAGAGGCUCUCAGCAGUAUCGUUCCCUCACUGUCCCUGAGCUAACCCAGCAAAUGUGGGACUCUAAAAACAUGAUGUGCGCUGCCGACCCUCGCCACGGUCGCUACCUCACCGCUUCUGCCAUGUUCCGCGGCAAGAUGAGCACCAAAGAGGUAGACGAGCAAAUCAUCAAUGUCCAGAACAAGAACUCCUCAUACUUCGUGGAGUGGAUUCCAAACAACGUUAAGUCCAGUGUUUGCGACAUCCCGCCGAAGGGACUGAAGAUGGCAUCGACAUUCAUCGGCAACUCGACCUCGAUCCAGGAGAUGUUUCGCCGCGUAAGCGAGCAGUUCACCGCCAUGUUCAGGAGGAAGGCUUUCUUGCACUGGUAUACUGGGGAGGGCAUGGACGAGAUGGAGUUCACCGAGGCUGAGAGCAACAUGAAUGAUCUGGUGGCUGAGUACCAGCAGUACCAGGAUGCAACAGUUGAUGAGGAAGAGUAUGAGGAAGAGGAGCCAACUGACUGAGCUACUUGGUUUACUUAGGUUUGAUUUGAUUUCUCUUCUUGAAACUUGAAAGCCAUCUUUAUCGUGUGCGUUUGUGCUUUUGCUUGAUUGACAGUUAUAUUCGUGGCUUUCUUUCAUUUCGAGUAUUUUGCUUAUAACUACAUUGCUGAAAUUUGAAAACUAUUGAUGUGCUUAAAUUUGUUUGAGUUAUUUAUUGGUUAUGAUGUAUUAUUUUUACUUA